Cinclus cinclus is the source of this 876-nucleotide messenger RNA. RefSeq names its product stomatin like 3 (gene STOML3). Bases 25 to 876 code for a protein of 283 amino acids. The record is from RefSeq and is a predicted model, not a curated record. The transcript is spliced from 7 exons. NCBI's taxonomy places the organism in Eukaryota, Metazoa, Chordata, Aves, Passeriformes, Cinclidae. Gene Ontology annotation, cellular component: plasma membrane.
GGAUCAGAGCUUCCCUCCAAGGGGAUGGAUCCCCAGAGAGAGAGACCCAAGAAAAUGAACACAGAACAUCUAAUUGCUGACAGGCAGGAUGGAAUUGGUGUCUGUGGCUGGAUCCUGGUUUCCCUUUCGUUCCUCCUGGUGCUUAUUACCUUUCCUGUUUCCAUCUGGACCUGUAUUAAGGUUGUCAGAGAAUAUGAACGUGCUGUUGUAUUUCGUCUGGGACAUAUACUGUCUAAGAAAGCAAAGGGACCAGGAAUGAUCCUUGUCCUUCCAUGUACAGAUACAUUUGUCAAGGUUGAUCUUAGGAUGGUUACCUGUAAGAUUCCUCCACAAGAGAUUCUCACAAGAGAUGCUGUUACUGCCCAGGUGGACGGGGUAGUGUGCUACAGGAUCCACAGAGCUGUCAGUGCUGUUGCCAAUGUCACUGAUGUCCACUCUGCGACCUUGCUUCUGGCACAGACAACCCUGAGAAACGUUCUGGGUACACAGAACUUGGCUCAGAUGCUGGCAGGUCGUGAGGAGAUUGCACACAGUAUCCAGGCUACCCUCGACAGUGCCACGGAGCAGUGGGGAGUCAAAGUGGCCCAUGUGGAGGUCAAAGACAUCCGCAUCCCCAUGGCCAUGCAGAGGGCAAUGGCAGCUGAAGCAGAGGCUGCUCGAGAGACAAAAGCAAAGGUUGUGGCAGCUGAAGGAGAAAUGAAUGCUUCCAAAGCUCUCCAGCAGGCCUCCCUGGUGCUGACCAAGUCUCCAGCAGCUCUGCCACUGCGUUACCUGCAAACUUUAACAGCUGUGGCAGCACAGAAUAAUUCCACCAUUGUCUUCCCUCUCCCGAUAAAUCUGUUUGGGAGUUUGGGGAAGAAAAGUACAGGGGCAUAG